Messenger RNA from Ectocarpus siliculosus, 814 nucleotides. NCBI's taxonomy places the organism in Eukaryota, Phaeophyceae, Ectocarpales, Ectocarpaceae. The record is from the annotation of a GenBank genome assembly.
UGGCUGUGCCGUGGAGCUGCUGAUAUCGCAUUUUGGUAGACCAUGGGCGCGUUAUGGACGAUGACGGCAGUUCUAAUGGGUUCGAUGGGCCUAUGCGGCCUCUACAGCGGAAUGGACAUUAAGUUCGGCGAAAAGGGGUUCUACUGCUGGAGCGCCUUCAGCCUGUUGAUCACCGUGCUCUCGUCAUCCAGGCGUGGGGUAGUCGCUGCGGUCCUCCUUGCUGCGGGGAAAGGCUUUGGUGUGGAGCCGUUCGCGGUUCUGACCGUCUCGCUGUUGGUUUCCAAGGCCCUCUGCUCCAACGCGUUCAGCGGCAACAAGCCAGACGACGAUCCGGUUCCCCGGAAACCGUACGAGGAGGAGAUCCGCGAACUUCUCUUCCAGAACGACCCCAGCCGUCUCCACCUCGUGGACUCCGAGCUGCGGCAGUACAAGGGGCGCGAGAGGGAGCUGCUGCGCAGGUACCAGGCUAGGUACGCUCCGGACCCGCCGAUGCCCGCGGCAAACGACGGGCCUGGGCGGACCGCGCGGGGCGAAAGACGUCGGGGUGGCGGCGGGAUGGUGGACGAUAAUCAGGGCUACCACCGCGGCGACAGCGGGAACGCACGGCGGAACGACGUCAAGGAGCGGGCAAGGGAGGAGGAGCAGAGGCGCGUGCAGGCCAGCCUCGACGCGAGCCUCGAUCGUAUCCUGGGCCGGAGAAGUGGACGCCGUUGAGUAUCGCCGGCUUGCGGUUGUUUUUGGUUACGACCACCUCGUGCUUGUACAGCAAGUGGUUGGCCUACACUUGUAGUAGGUACCCCCCCCCCCCCCCCCC